Molecule: messenger RNA, 2045 nt
Organism: Gadus morhua (Atlantic cod)
Lineage: Eukaryota; Metazoa; Chordata; Actinopteri; Gadiformes; Gadidae
Gene: chkb
Product: choline kinase beta
Exons: 11
Coding region: 108-1469 (453 amino acids)
Biological process (GO): phosphatidylethanolamine biosynthetic process; CDP-choline pathway
Cellular component (GO): cytoplasm
Molecular function (GO): ethanolamine kinase activity; choline kinase activity
Source: RefSeq, a predicted model, not a curated record
ACACUGAUUUGCAUAAGAAGACGCGGAAGAUAUUAGAGAAUCAUUACUAUUACCAGAGCUAUUUGAUUAUCCCUCUAGAAGGCGCUGUACUGUACCAUUCGUUCCCGAUGCUAUUGAAACCAUCCCGCUAUGUCAGACUUUAUCUUUUAGCUAGCUCGAACUACAACGCCACCCCGGCUUCACGAGUCUGGCGAGGUUGUCACCCCUUUACGAGAUCCUUUUCUUCGCUAUUGGUCAGAAAGCUCACCAUGCAGACGGGAGACGGUUGUUCGGGUAAAUUCAACAUGCCCGAUCGGCUUUUACACCCCAAUGUCAGUAACCUGAGGACUCCGAGUCCUCUCGGAUCGAACGGCGAUGACGACUCCGAGGCAGAGUCUUACCGGGACGGGCGAACCGAGGAGGUGGACAAGGAGACGAGGGACAGGGCGUUCGCUUGGUGCAGAGACUUUCUGUCUGGUUCUUGGAAGACCAUUCCCGAAUCAGACUUUCAAAUCUCCAUCGUAAGUGGCGGGCUGAGUAAUCUCCUUUACAUGUGCAAUCUGCCUGCCCAAGUAGCCACUGUGGCGGAGGAACCACGCCGGGUGCUGCUCCGAGUCUAUGGGGCUAUUCUACAGGGAGUGGACUCACUGGUCUUGGAAAGUGUGAUGUUUGCAAUUCUGGCUGAACGGACUCUUGGACCAAAGUUGUACGGUAUCUUUCCAGAGGGACGUUUAGAAGAGUAUUUGCCGAAUGAUCGCAUGCGCACAGAGGAGCUCUACGACCCCUCCAUUUCCUCGGAGAUUGCUUGUAAGGUGGCUCGUUUCCACAAAAUGCAAAUGCCCUUUAAUAAAGAGCCAAAAUGGCUUUUUGGAACGAUUGAUCGGUACAUGGAUCAAGUUCUGGAACUCAAGUUUACACGGGAAGCACACGUCAAGAAGUACAAUAAGCUGAUGCAGUUCAACCUGCCAGCCGAGCUGGAUAGUCUCCGACAGCUGCUGGCAGCAACACCCUCUCCUGUGGUCUUCUGUCAUAAUGACGUAACGGAAGGGAACAUCCUGAAGCUGGAAGGCCGGGACCCCUCGUCUACUGAGAGACUCAUGCUCAUAGACUUUGAGUACAGCAGUUACAACUACAGGGGCUUUGACUUUGGAAACCACUUUUGCGAGUGGAUGUACAACUACACCUAUAACGAGUGGCCCUUCUACAGGGCCAGUGCGGAGAGCUACCCCACCCGCGAGCAGCAGCUUCAUUUUAUUCGUAACUACCUGGCGGAGUACCGAACAUUCUCUGACAGCACUUCACAGGAGGACAAGACACAAGAGGAGGAGGCCAUGCUGAUUGAAGCCAACAGGUACGCACUUGCAUCUCAUUUUCUCUGGGGCCUGUGGUCCAUCAUCCAGGCCAAGAUAUCUAAGAUAGAGUUUGGAUAUAUGGACUAUGCUUAUUGCCGAUUCGAGGCCUACUUCAAGCAGAAAAAGCUUUUUUCCUGAACAGCCUGUCCCAGUGAAACAGGAAUUCCUUUUAUUUAGAUCUUCACAUCUUCAUAUAAUGCUGGCUUGUUACAGUAUAAUUUCCUGUUGCCUGAUAUGAGCCAUUUCAGUUUUAGAGUUUAGAACGUGGAAAAUGUAGAAUAAAUGUAAAAUUGCCAUGUUUGGCUUUACAUAGUUUUACUUUAUGUAUAAUUCAUUGCUUUUUAUAUUUUUAUUUGAGGGUCCAAUUUCAUCUCACUUAACUUAUGUUUCUGAGAAGAUGCAACACACAAUUAUGUCAGUUGAAAAUCGUAAAAUCGUUCCUGUACUUGUUUGUGGCAUAAUCAUGCAGAUAGGGAUACCUGAAACAAUACAUAUACAUAUGUUUUGACAUGUAUGUAUUAAUAUUCAACUGGACAACUUCUUUAUUUGUAAGUCUUUACUUAACAAUUCCACCUCUUUUACUAAUAGAUACUGUAGGGCCUAACCCAUAUGUGAGAUGAUGGCAAUGAUUCUCAUUUUGGAUCUGAAAUUGUGUAUAUUCCAUGACGCACUGUCUAACAUUAAAUAAAACACCUACUUAAGGAUGAAUGUAAA